UUUACUUUGGCCUGUUGUAUUUAACUUCUCCAUUUCACGAUUCUGAAUUUUCAGGUAUAAAUACCCAAGCUAAUGCAGUGCCACAUCACACCUCAAGAUAUUAAACUCAGUAUUCAGAAACAACCAAAGUUCAUCUAGACGUUAAGUUUUCCUAUUUUAGUGAUCAGUUAAAGAAAUCAAGAAAAAAAAAAUGUCAACCACUGUCGGCCAAGUCAUUCGUUGCAAAGCUGCUGUGGCAUGGGAGGCAGGGAAGCCAUUAGUGAUGGAGGAAGUGGAGGUGGCACCUCCGCAAAAAAUGGAAGUUCGUCUUAAGAUCCUUUACGCUUCUCUCUGUCAUACUGAUGUCUACUUCUGGGAAGCAAAGGGCCAAAAUCCAGUCUUUCCUCGCAUUCUUGGACAUGAAGCAGCAGGGAUUGUGGAGAGUGUAGGAGAGGGAGUAACAGAAGUUGCACCAGGAGACCAUGUUUUGCCUGUAUUCACAGGGGAAUGUAAAGAUUGUGCUCACUGCAAAUCAGAAGAAAGCAAUAUGUGCAGCCUCUUAAGGAUUAACACUGAUAGGGGAGUAAUGAUUCAAGAUGGGCAAUCAAGGUUUUCCAUAAAUGAAAAGCCUAUUUACCAUUUUGUUGGGACCUCUACCUUUAGUGAAUACACUGUGGUCCAUGUUGGUUGUGUUGCUAAAAUCAACCCCCUUGCUCCUCUUGACAAAGUUUGUGUCCUCAGUUGUGGAAUCUCUACAGGCCUUGGUGCAACUUUGAAUGUGGCUAAACCAAGAAAGGGGUCAAGUGUGGCCAUAUUUGGACUGGGGGCUGUUGGCCUUGCUGCUGCAGAAGGAGCAAGAAUUGCUGGUGCUUCAAGGAUAAUUGGUGUUGAUUUAAAUGCUAGCAGAUUUGAGUUAGCUAAGAAAUUUGGUGUGACAGAGUUUGUGAAUCCAAAGGAUCAUAAUAAACCAGUUCAAGAGGUAAUUGCUGAGAUGACGGAUGGCGGAGUAGACAGGAGUGUUGAAUGUACUGGGCAUAUUGAUGCUAUGAUUUCAGCAUUUGAAUGUGUCCAUGAUGGUUGGGGAGUGGCUGUUCUUGUUGGAGUACCUCAUAAAGAAGCUGUAUUCACGACACACCCUAUGAACUUUUUGAAUGAAAGGACUCUCAAGGGGACAUUCUUUGGAAACUACAAGCCCCGUUCUGAUCUUCCUUCUGUCGUCGAGAAAUACAUGAACAAAGAACUUGAAUUGGACAAGUUCAUCACUCAUAAACUCCCAUUUGCUGAAAUCAACAAGGCUUUUGAUUUAAUGUUGAAAGGAGAAGGCCUUCGUUGCAUCAUCAAAAUGGAGGACUAAACUUUCUAGCCCAACUAUGGCAGUGGAGAGCUUCUAGUGGUUACUCCUUGAGAAAACACCAAUAAAUUGUCAUUUGUCUUACUUUAAUUUGUUCAGUUGGUGAUUGAGUUGUAACAUUCUGAUCCAAGUCCAUCCAUGUCUCUUCUUGCGUUUUCGUUUAUAAAUAUGCUUUUUCCUUCAGAACGCCAUAUCUAUCUGUUCUUG
Messenger RNA from Nicotiana attenuata, 1537 nucleotides. RefSeq names its product alcohol dehydrogenase 3. Gene Ontology annotation, molecular function: zinc ion binding; S-(hydroxymethyl)glutathione dehydrogenase [NAD(P)+] activity. Gene Ontology annotation, biological process: formaldehyde catabolic process. The record is from RefSeq and is a predicted model, not a curated record. Bases 191 to 1333 code for a protein of 380 amino acids. The transcript is spliced from 9 exons. Lineage: Eukaryota; Viridiplantae; Streptophyta; Magnoliopsida; Solanales; Solanaceae. Gene Ontology annotation, cellular component: cytosol.